AUGUUCCAGCGGUCGCUCUUCACAGCUACCCUGCGGCAAGCAGCCCGCCCCAUCGCCCGCCAAGCCACCUCCCCAUUCAUCAGCAGAUCCAGCACAACCGUCCUUAACAACCCCUCGACGCUCUUCACCCCGUCCCAACAGGCGCGCUUCCUCUCCGCCAACACGCGCCAGGCGAUCGAAAAGGCCGUCGCCUCGGCCCCCGUGGUGCUCUUCAUGAAGGGAACCCCCGAGAUGCCCCAGUGCGGCUUCUCCCGGGCGAGCAUCCAGAUCCUGGGCCUCCAGGGCGUGGACCCGGAGAAGUUCGCCGCCUUCAACGUCCUCGAGGACGACGAGCUGCGGUCCGGCAUCAAGGAGUUCAGCGACUGGCCCACCAUCCCGCAGCUCUACAUCGACAAGGAGUUUGUCGGCGGGUGCGACAUCCUCGUCAGCAUGCACCAGGACGGCUCGCUGGCGAGCAUGCUCGAGGAGAAGGGCGUUUUGGCGCCUGGCGGUGGUGGUGCUGCCGCCGAGGAGGAGGCCAAGUGA
Molecule: messenger RNA, 525 nt
Organism: Microdochium trichocladiopsis
Lineage: Eukaryota; Fungi; Ascomycota; Sordariomycetes; Xylariales; Microdochiaceae
Product: monothiol glutaredoxin-5
Exons: 2
Coding region: 1-525 (174 amino acids)
Source: RefSeq, a predicted model, not a curated record